UUUUAGGUAGUUCUCGAUUUUUCCCGGUUUUUACCAUUACACGAGGUCGAAAAUACGUUGAGAGGUUAGUUUGCAUUUGCAACAACGUUUUUUUCUUGUCGCAGAAUGUCAUCCAGCAAGAAAGAAACAAGAAGAAGAAAACUACGUGGGAGGCAGGAGGCGGGACAGUCCCAGCGGCGGUCGGAGGCCGACCCUGAAGCAGGUCCGAGCGCGUCAGCGGCAUCACGGGCUCACUCGAGGGAGUACCACAGCGACAGCGACCCGGAGGCCAACAGCGAAGAGUCCGUUAAAGCCUUUCUCCAACGUUUCAACAGUGCCACGGAGCGGGAGCGUAAUGCGGCGGAGGACCUCGUAAACUCUAUGAAGCUGAUCAUCGAACAAAGCAGGCACCGGCCAUCCUUAAUGAUGCAGCAGAUUUUGGACAAGCUGCGACCUCUUAUUCCCGGUAUGCCGAAGUAUCCCCAAACCGUAUUGGUGCCCAGGGACUUGUGGGACAUCGAGUCCACAGAAAUCCAAGGAGGCCUAUACUGGCAUCGUGGUUUAGAAGCCGGAAUACGUGCAUUCAGGGCCAGCGACGCCAAGGAACUCACGUUUGACGUUGACAUCGAAGAGGUGCCGUUGGACCAGCUGACAAAUUCCGAAUUCCGAACUUGGGUUAUCCAAGCACGGCUGCACGAAGCCACAAAUCCACCGGGCGAGCCUUUUGUCGUCGGUGUGUUUUGUGGCGAUUCUAGGCCACUUUGCGAGGAGUUCCUAGGGCCGUUCAUCGAAGAGGCGGCACGGUUAUGUGAAUUAUCAAUGACGGUCAACGGUGACUCAUUAACCGUGAAACCACGGUUAGUGAUUGCCGACGUUGCCGCACGAGCAUUUCUUAAAGGCACUGUCCAUCAAAGUAAUUACUACGGCUGCACACAGUGCACCAUAAAAGGAAAGCUUGUCUCUGAUUCCACCAUCACGUUCUUCGGCGAAACGAACACCAGACCACGAACAAAUGAAGAGUUCCGGGGUGGAGUUUACGCAGGCACCCACCAGCAGAUGGCAGAUGGGCAACCCGUUGUGACACCGUUGGUGAGAUUGCCCAUCGACAUCGUCCAGGAUGUGACUAUAGGCGACGACCGAUGUUUGCUCCACAUUGGUGCCGCGAAAACUUUGUUUUUUGCGUUUAACGAUGGUAUUGGCAAUAUCCAGGCAAUGGACACACUUAAACAUGAUUUUUUGGAGCACACAUUGUGUGCUAUCCGGCUCCCGCAUGAAAGGCGGCCGCGACAGUUUGAAACAAAUAUUGCUCAGUGGCCGCCCUUCAUGUGGGGCUGCUUUAUGGACAUCGUUGGCAUCGUAAUACUGAAGCCAACAAUAAGGCAACAGUAUUACGACCACUAUUGCAAGUUGCAUUGGGCCAUUGCGAUUUGCAACCAUGGACGAUAUCGACAUUUGCUGAAUUACGCACGGCAAUUGAUAAUCGAUUUUGUAACAGAGCACCAUAAUUUGGUCGGUUACGUUACAAGUACCUUUCACCACCUCCUGCACAUAGUGGACGAGGUCGAAAAGUUUGGACCACUGCCGCUACAGUCUUCAUACCCGUUUAAAGCCGCACUUCGUAACCUAAAAGCCGAAGUCGAUAUCACAAGGAAGACACCGCCGAUUAAGCAGAUCGCGCAUACCUUGCUACUCAGGGAAGGAGCGUUCCGUCAUCAAAAUCUCCUUCGACCUCUUCCUCCUUCCCUUCCCAUUCAAGUCCCUACGAACAACGGCCGUAGGGUGAAAAUCCAUAAGAAAUUCGUGUUGAGGUGCGAAUCCAUCUCACUAGAUGAUACAGACUGCUGGUUCUUGGCGCCGGGCUCAAGUCACGGCCAAGUAGUUAAAUUUGUAAAAGCUUCGGCAGGCCACUUUGCUGUGUACGGGCAACCCCUUGCCGAACAAAUAACAUAUUUCCAGCAUCCAGUCGACGUGCCUGUAGGGUUGAACGUGUUUGGGGCAAUCGACAAAACACAACUGCAGAAGACAAAAAAAUAUCGUUUAACGGAUAUGAUUUGUAAACUAUGUCCAAUCUAUAUGCAGACGUACACAGCGUUUGUGCCUCUGCCAGAAUCCUUUGCAGAGUGCUAAAAACAUUAUUAGUUUCACGAUCAGCUCGUUGAUGUACUCGU
Anopheles bellator is the source of this 2147-nucleotide messenger RNA. RefSeq lists its product as uncharacterized. The record is from RefSeq and is a predicted model, not a curated record. The coding region runs from base 106 to 2106 and encodes 666 amino acids. NCBI's taxonomy places the organism in Eukaryota, Metazoa, Arthropoda, Insecta, Diptera, Culicidae. The transcript has 3 exons.